CCCUCAGUUCCCUGGGUGCCGUUAGAGGGCGGGUCUCGCGCCCGCCCGCCUGCCGCAGAAGUUAGGACUAUGGAGGAGCCUGGCAUGCCCCAUGAAUCAGCAGAGGAUUUGUUUCAUUUCAAUGUUGGAGGCUGGCAUUUCUCAGUUCCCAGAAGCAAACUUGCUCAGUUCCCAGACUCACUGCUGUGGAAAGAGGCUUCAGCCUUGACCUCUUCAGAAAACCAGAGGCUGUUCAUUGACAGAGAUGGUUCUACAUUUAGGCAUGUCCACUAUUACCUCUACACUUCCAAGCUCUCCUUCUCCAGUUGUGCUGAACUGAACCUGCUCUAUGAGCAAGCUCUGGGUUUGCAACUGAUGCCUUUGCUUCAGACCCUAGAUAAUCUGAAGGAGGGGAAGCAUCACCUCCGUGUUCGGCCUGCGGACAUUCCUGUUGCUGAGAGAGCAUCUCUGAACUACUGGCGGACGUGGAAGUGCAUCAGCAAGCCUUCCGAAUUUCCAAUAAAAAGCCCAGCUUUCACAGGUCUUCACGAUAAGGCACCUUUGGGACUCAUGGACACACCACUGUUAGACACAGAAGAGGAAGUGCACUACUGUUUCUUGCCCCUUGACUUGGUAGCCAAGUACCCAAGCCUAGUGACAGAAGACAACCUGCUGUGGCUGGCUGAGGCCGUGGCCCUCAUCGAGUGCGAGUGCAGCGAGUUCCGCUUCCUUGUGAAUUUUCUCCGCUCACACAAGAUUUUACUACCAGAUAACUUCUCCAACAUAGAUGUGUUAGAAGCAGAAGUAGAAAUUCUGGAAAUCCCGGAGCUUACAGAAGCCGUACGCCUGUACCGGAUGAAUAUGGGUGGCUGUUCCCGGACCUCCUGUCCUCCUCCAAGCCCUGGAAAGGGGGGCCGUACAGCUAGUCUGGAGUCUGUGAAACCAUUGUACAUGAUGGCAUUGGGUCUUCUGGUCAAGUACCCAGACUCUGCACUGGGACAGCUUCGCAUUGAGAGCACACUGGAUGGAAGCAGACUGUACAUCACAGGGAAUGGGGUCCUCUUCCAGCAUGUCAAGAACUGGCUGGGCACUUGCCGACUGCCCCUGACUGAGACCAUCUCUGAGGUGUAUGAGCUUUGUGCCUUCCUGGAUAAGAGGGACAUCACCUAUGAGCCAAUGAAAGUGGCUCUCAAGAGUCAUCUGGAGCCGAGGACUUUGCCACCCAUGGACGUGCUCAAUGAGGAGUGGACAGCAGGGGUCACUAUAUAUUCACCCCAACAGAUCAUCAAGCUUUAUGUUGGAAGCCAUUGGUAUGCAACCACCCUGCAGACCCUGAUGAAGUAUCCAGAACUGCUAUCCAACACUCAGAGAGUAUACUGGAUCACCUACGGACAGACCUUGCUCAUCCAUGGUGAUGGCCAAAUGUUCCGACACAUUCUCAACUUCCUCAGACUUGGAAAACUGUUUUUACCAUCAGAAUUUAAGGAAUGGCCUCUCUUCUGCCAGGAGGUGGAGGAAUAUAAUAUUCCAGCCCUUUCAGAAGCCCUUGUACAGUGUGAGGCAUACAAGUCAUGGACUCAGGAAAAAGAAUCUGAAAAUGAAGAAGCUUUUCCUAUUAGGAAGCUGCAUGUGGUGACAGAAGGGACAGGGCCAAUGGCAGAGUUCAGUAGAGAUGCCAAGGAAACCACAACCUGCAUGCCUGUGGACUUCCAAGAUUGCAGUGACAGGACUCCAUGGAACAAGGCCAAAGGGAACCUGACCAGGUCCAGUCAGAUGGAGGAGGCGGAACAGUACACCCGGACUAUCCAGGUCUCCCUAUGCAGAAAUGCCAAGAGGGGGGGCAAUCCCAGCACAUACUCACACUGUUCUGGCUUAUGUGCCAACCCCAGGCACUGGGGAGGUCACGCUGAGAGUCCUCCCAAGAAGAAGUGCCCCACUAUAAACCUCACACAGAAAUCUGAUGCCAAAGACCCUCCUGUCACCCCCAUGCAAAAACUCAUAUCUUUGGUAAGGGAAUGGGACAUGGUCAACUGUAAACAGUGGGAAUUCCAGCCACUGACAGCCUCCCGGAGCAGCUCUUUGGAGGAAGCUACCCUGCAUGUCCCCGCAGGAAGUGAGGCUACUUCCCAACCUGGUACCUCAGGUGCCUGGAAAGCUCAUUCCAUAACUGCAGAGAAGGACACUGGUCCCCAGACUGGGCCUGGAGCUGGAGUGAAAGACAAGGGUCCAGAGCCAACUUUUAAGCCAUACUUCCCCACAAAAAGAGCUGUCACCCUAAAGGACUGGGGCAAGCAGAGGCCCAAGGAGAGAGAAAAUUUUGCCCCUGAGCAGCCUCUGCCUAAUGUUAAUGGGAUAGACAACCCAGGGGCCAUCCUCAAAGUGACUCACCCCCCUGUGGUGGGUAGUGAUGGCUCUUGCAUGUUCUUUGAAGACAGCAUCAUCUACACCACCCAGAUGGAUAACAUCAAGCAUACACCACUCACAGCAAGCCCCCAACCUCGAGAAGUGACUUUCCUGAGUUUCUCUUUGUCCUGGGAAGAGAUGUUUUAUGCACAGAAAUGUCACCGCUUCCUGACUGACAUCAUCCUGGAUUCCAUCAGGCAAAAGGACCCCAAAGCUAUCACAGCCAAGGUGGUGUCCCUGGCCUACCGGCUGUGGACGCUGAACAUCAGCCCCAAGCAGUUUGUGGUGGAUUUGUUGGCCAUCACUGGCUUCAAGGAUGAUCGGCACACUCAGGAGCGUCUGUACAGCUGGGUAGAGCUCACACUGCCUUUUGCCAGAAAAUAUGGCCGUUGCAUGGACCUGCUCAUCCAGAGGGGACUGUCUAGGUCUGUCUCGUACUCAGUACUGGGCAAGUAUUUACAAGAGGGUUAGAGUACCCACAGAUGUUGGUCCCACAGACCACCAGCACUUGCCCAAGGCUCAUUUUAACUGUGGAUAUCCCCAGAGUGCACAUGCCCAGCCAAUGAUACAAAUCACUCUAUUUUUUAUUAUAAACAAAUAAAAGAGUAAA
Molecule: messenger RNA, 2992 nt
Organism: Onychomys torridus (southern grasshopper mouse)
Lineage: Eukaryota; Metazoa; Chordata; Mammalia; Rodentia; Cricetidae
Gene: Kctd19
Product: potassium channel tetramerization domain containing 19
Exons: 16
Coding region: 70-2853 (927 amino acids)
Biological process (GO): protein homooligomerization
Source: RefSeq, a predicted model, not a curated record